CUGUCAAAAGGGAGAUCCUGAGGCAUUCUACGAGCUUCAGUCAGAACCUGAGAGCAGCGCCGGCAUAAUACACACACACACACACACACACAUACAUGCACAAAAGCAACAGAGGUGUGGGAGAAAUGAGAAUUUAAGCCACUCACCCAGGCCUCAGGAAGCCUUGCCUUUAUUUUUGUCUCCACAUCCCAGACAGAGAAAGAAGGAUUAGCAGCAAAACAAGGUAGAACACUGCAACAAUGAGUCAAAAUUCAACACAGCCGAGCAGCAGGCCAGGGAAAGAAGCCAGCAGCACUAAUGGGCAAAGCAAAAGCAACUUGGACGAUGCCAAGUCCUUCUAUGACAAACUGGCUCCAAGCAAAAAACCCAAAACACCAAAGCCACAAAAUGCUAUCACCAUUGCAGUAUCUUCAAGAGCUUUGUUUCGCAUGGAAGAGGAACAAAAGAUCUACGUGGAACGUGGAGUGGAGGAGUAUGUAAGAUACCAACAAGAACAUGAGAAUGAACCUUUUCAGCCAGGGGCAGCCUUUCCCUUUGUAAAGGCACUUGAGGCAGUGAAUAGUCGACUGAGAGAACUUUACCCUGACAGUGAGGAGCUAUUUGACAUUGUUCUUAUGACCAAUAACCAUGCACAAGUUGGAGUUCGCCUCAUCAACACCAUCAACCAUUACAACUUAUUCAUUGAGAGGUUCUGUAUGACAGGUGGAAAGAGCCCCAUUGGUUAUCUCAAGGCCUAUCAUACCAACCUGUACCUCUCAGCUGAUGCAGAGAAGGUGCGAGAAGCUUUGGAAGAGGGAAUAGCAGCAGCAACUAUCUACAGCCCAGACAAGGUAGUGGAAGUGUCAGACACCCAGCUUCGUGUAGCUUUUGAUGGCGAUGCUGUACUCUUUUCUGAUGAAUCAGAGCAGAUUGUGAAAGCACACGGGCUUGACAAGUUCUUCGAGCAUGAGAAGGCACACGAGAACCACCCACUUGCACAUGGCCCCCUAAAGGGUUUUCUUGAAGCUUUGGGAAAGCUACAGAAGAAAUUUUAUGCAAAAGGACAGCGCAUGGAGUGCCCAAUCCGAACAUACUUAGUAACAGCACGUAGUGCUGCCAGCUCUGGGGCGAGGGCACUGAAAACAUUGAGGAGUUGGGGACUGGAGACAGAUGAAGCACUUUUUCUAGCGGGUGCUCCCAAAGGCCCACUACUGGAAAAGAUACGGCCACAUAUUUUCUUUGAUGAUCAGAUGUUCCAUGUGGAGGGGGCCACAGAGAUGGGUACUAUAGCAGCACAUGUGCCCUAUGGUGUAGCACAGAAAUACAAUAAACCAUCAAGCAAAAAAGAUCCAGCAUCCAAGGAGUAACAAUAAAAUGAACAUCCAGGAAAGUUACAUUUUAAACAAUAAAACACUGCUGAAAUUUGGCUAAAACAAAGUUAAAAGCAAACAUGGUAGAGCAGUGAGGGGCAAUAAAAGCCAUGUCACGUGACGAAAAACUGGUUAAGUUCUUUGGGGUUCUGAGAAACUUUCAUUUGCUUUGCAGUAGGAAUUUGGUUAAAAACAAGUACCUUUUUGAAGAUACUUUUGAAAGGAAGCUAUGUCCUGAAUUUUAGGAGCAGUCCAAAUGCCAUGUGGUUUUCCAGUAGUUUUUAAGUUACACGGUCACUUGAAUGUAAAGUGCUUGGUGAAAUGUGUUUUACAGGGUACUUCAUUUCAUGGGCAAUUCAAAAACCCACGCUUGCAUACGCAUCACCCUACUUCUGUUAGUUGUUCAUUCAGAGAUUUUUGGGUCAUCAUCUACUGUUCUGAAAGGAUUAGCUUCCAGUGCUGUGCAGCAGCUGACAAAUGUGAACAUGGGAACUCCAUGACUCCACCUCAUGCAUUUUAAUUUCUGCUUCUCAGAUUUGUUGGUGCCUUAUCUACUGUAAUAUUUCUGUCUUUUGGGUUCUUUAUUAUAAGAAAGUUAAACAAGAUAAUGUAUCUAUUUUAUGCAAUUUAAUUUUCUGAACCAAUUUUUUUUUAAUGUUGAACUAAAAAGCAAACUGUUCAAAACUACAAAUUACAUUUUAUUAAUACCAUACUCUAAAUUAUGAUGUAUCUGUACAAUAUGAUGUUUGAUAUGUUUAUGAAAGCAUAAUGUGUACUGAAGCAUAUAAAUGUAUAAUAAAUUCCUAAAUGAAUAUAUGGGGUUUGUACCAAAAGUAAUAAGCAUUCUAAUUUUUCUUUUUGACUAAAAUCUGAUUAGUAAAUUGCUAAAUGGCAAUUAGGUCUGUAGGUCUUUGUACCUUUGCUUACUUUUUUACAGAUUCUCAUCCCAACUGGAUUUUUUUUGCUGCCAUUCUGUAAGUUUUGUGAUCUCUUGCAGUAGAAUUCCAUUCCAGACAUGCAUGAGAAGUUGGACCAGAUGGUGCUCUUUUACAGUCUCCACUUUUAUUUUAUUGACUGCAGAGCACACAUUCUUGUUAAGGAGUUCAUCAUAUUUACUUUGCUGUUUUUGAAGAGAGAUUCCAUGAGCAGCCAUGAUGCAGUUGGUCAGCAAUGUCUGUUUUCCCAAAUUUAAACAGCUUUACCAACUGCCACAGCAAGCACCCGUGUAGGAGACGCCAUAAGCAUGUUGUCAGCUGCUAGGUUUUCUAUUUAAAAAAAAUAUUCACUCACUACAUAUUCUCAAAAUGAAUGGUCCUUCUUAGCCAUAUUACUGUAUCUUUCUGACCUGGGAACAUGUAACUGAGACAUGUGAUAUUAUUCUUUAUUCCUGUGUAAAAUGACAGUUGGAAUUACUAAUUACUUUAUCACAUAUUUAAAUUUUGUCAAGCAUGUCUUGAUGAUUUCAAUAUGAUCAUUACUUUUGGUACAAGCAUUGUAUAAGAUGAUCCCAUAAGGUUAGGACAAAGAUAUUGUAAGGCUCAACAGAAAUCUUUCCAAACACUUUGGGGAGUCACUAAAAUAUCGUAUAAGGCCCCUUUAAACCACUAUCUCCUUUAAUGGUGACUUUCGUUUGUUUGCUUAGUUUUUGAAGCUGUUUUCAAAAUGGCACGUUGGUGUGUUGCUCUUACCAAUAUCUGGAAUGUGUUUUACUACAGGAUCCCAAUGAGAAGGGUCCGAGAAUUUUUUCUUUUAGUAAUGAGUAUACGAAUUGCAGUGUAUCCAUCAAAGAUCAUUAUCAUUCAAGGGGAAAUUUCACAGGUUUUCAACUCAAUCACAGUGCUUUUGUUUAUUUUCUAGAACUACCAUCCAGGAUUUAAGAGUAAAUCAAAACAAGACUUCAAACCAAAGGACACAACACAUAUCAAUCUACCAUAAUUAAAUUUUUCUUUGUACUGACCAAGGUUAAAUGUUUUGUGGGCUAUCUAUUUAUAAAAGACCCUUGAGGAAUGUUUACAGCAGAGCAUGAAUAUUUUGUGAAAGUCUCUUUUAUUGUACUGUACUGUUUAUGUUAUGAAUGUAAAUGCUGUGUGUCUCUUUGUAUAAAUGGGCAUUUGCAAAUAAAAUGGCACUUUAUGACACAA
Polypterus senegalus (gray bichir) is the source of this 3490-nucleotide messenger RNA. Its product is annotated as cytosolic 5'-nucleotidase 1A-like. Gene Ontology annotation, cellular component: cytosol; cytoplasm. Lineage: Eukaryota; Metazoa; Chordata; Cladistia; Polypteriformes; Polypteridae. The transcript has 6 exons. The record is from RefSeq and is a predicted model, not a curated record. Gene Ontology annotation, biological process: adenosine metabolic process; nucleotide metabolic process. Gene Ontology annotation, molecular function: 5'-nucleotidase activity; nucleotide binding; magnesium ion binding. The coding region runs from base 240 to 1346 and encodes 368 amino acids.